AUGCUCUCGCGAAAGAAAAGUAAAAACGAAGCGUCGAAACCAGCCGAGGUACACGGGAAAUAUGUGAAGAAGGAAACGUCGCCGCUCCUCAGAAAUCUUAUGCCCUCAUUCAUUCGCCAUGGACCCACAAUUCCUAGACGAACAGAGGGCCCCCCUCCGGAGAUGGGGCCUUCCUCCUACCCGGUGGCAGCCAGCCGGGAGUCCGUGGUGGCCCGCAACAAGAGCGUCCUCCGCCCGCACGUGCAGAGACCCCCGCACGAGGUGGCCCGCCGAGAGAGCCACCGCAUGUCGGCGCCCCCGUACCUGCCCCGCAGUCUGGGGGACCUGUCCCACGAGUACCGGGGGUCGUCGCAGUCCUUCCUCACAGACGUGAGCCCCAUGUCAGAGAAUGGAGACGCUGCCCGGUAUUAUUACCCUGAAUCCUACUAUGACAACCCGCAACACCAGCAGCGGCAGCAGCAGCAGCAGCAGCAGCAGCAGCAGCCCAGGAGAGUCCCAGAGUCCCGCUUUCCUGAGGACUAUAGAUAUUACGAACACAAUGAACACAACUUCCAAAGAUUUCCUCGCCAACACACCCCUCCAGCUCCAAGCCGACCUCCUUCAGGCAUAGGUCGAAUACAGGCCAAGUCGCUGGGGAAUCUCUCCAGCCUGACGGGAGAGGACAUCCCCCUUCCGGCCGGCUGGACCGUCGACUGGACCAUCCGUGGCAGGAAGUACUACAUUGACCACAACACCAACACGACCCACUGGAGCCAUCCUCUGGAGAGGGAGGGGCUCCCGCCGGGCUGGGAGAAGGUGGAGUCGGCCGAGUUCGGGGUUUACUACGUGGACCACAUCAACAAGAGGGCUCAGUAUCGACACCCGUGCGCCCCGAGCGUGCCCCGCUACGACCAGCCGCCGCCGCUCCCUCCCCCCGUGGCCUAUCAGCCGCGCCCGGCCGAGAGGAACCAGCCGGUGCUGGUCCCAGCCAACCCGUACCACACGGCCGAGAUCCCCGACUGGCUGCAGGUGUACGCCCGCGCACCGCUCAAGUACGACCACAUCCUGAAGUGGGAGCUGUUCCAGCUGGCCGACCUGGACACCUAUCAGGGCAUGCUGAAGCUGCUCUUCAUGAAGGAGCUGGAGCACAUCGUCAAGUCCUACGAGGCCUACCGGCAGGCGCUGCUGUCCGAGGUGGAGGCCCGCAAGCAGCGGCAGCAGUGGUACAGCCAGCCGCCCGCAAACAACUUCAUAGGGAACAUGUGAGGCGCCCCUCCAAUCACAGCUGACUCUUACACGCCUCUUUUUACCAAACACAUCUGUGCCUUCGCUUCAUCCAAAUAUACCAGACAGGAAGUGGAGGCGCACGCCCACAGAGGAGGGAGGGGCCGUCCAUCCACGUGACGCUAACUUUACAAAUGACUGAAAAACAAACAAAAGAAAAGACAAAACACUCAAAUGAAGACAUAACGCGCUACUUUUUGGGAGGCUGCUUGUGGUGCCUUUUUUUUUUUUUUUUUUCUUCUCCUUCUUUUUUUAAAACCACUGAACUCGUUACUUUUCACGUUUGGAGGCAGAGAAUCCGAGGCUGGAAAAACCUUCUCGGCCCCUUCGUUUAAAUACAUCCUGAGAUUGUGCCUUUAAUCAAGUAAAAAGCAGCAGUUUUAUCAUGUCUGCUCAUAUCGCAUAUACGCCAGCUACUGUCUUUUUUUUUUUCUUUUUUUUUUUUUCCCCUGCGAGAGGCAGCUUCUUAUUUAAACACUUUUCCUUCUUCUUUGUAACCAUCAUAAACUGAAACCAUACUCUUAACAGUAAACAAAGCUUCAGUCGCACCUGUUCCUUUUUAUUUUUAUUUUCAUAACUCUGUAUACUUUAUAAGACAAUCCACCAAAACUUUAACUGAUAUUUAAAUUUAGAUGUGAAACACGUCUCUAUUGAAGGCCUUGGACGGCCGAGGCGUCGCAUUUGAUGCAGAUGUAUGAGCAUCUCAGCUCAGCCUGGCUCAACUGUAAGUCAGGACUUUGUUUUUUUUUUAUAUACGUGUGAGAAUGAACACAGAUAAGCUACUGGAACUUUUUUUUUAAAUCUCUUAAGUUUGCCAAAUAAGUGCAAUUUUCCCCUCCCUUUUAUCUCUCUCUCUCUCUCUCUCUGGAUUUUUCUUGCCUGACUUUUGCGGGCCCACACACCCGCUCUGAUUUUUUUUACUGAAGCUCAGGUUCACAUGAACUUAUUCCACCGAUGGCGUCCACAACUAAUGGCGCUCACAAAUGUCUCCACAGGUGUAACAUAAGCCAUUUUCAGCCGUUUAGUGGGACGUACAACUAGAGAAGAGGCUGAAACAUUUUU
Messenger RNA from Menidia menidia (Atlantic silverside), 2325 nucleotides. Lineage: Eukaryota; Metazoa; Chordata; Actinopteri; Atheriniformes; Atherinopsidae. The record is from the annotation of a GenBank genome assembly.